AUAGCUGAAGUUUGCUCUAUGACACUAAAAUAAAAAUUAAAGAAUAAAGUAGAGAGUAAAGGGUCUAGGUUUUUCUUUCCACAGCCACAGAGGCACGCACACACCCAACGCAAACACACAGUCACACACUCUCUCUUUCACACACCCACACCCAGACACAUUUUCUGUGGAGAGGAGCUGCUCUGUCAGCUGCACCGCUUGGCAAGGGCUCAAAACCCUAGCACAAAUUCUACUGGAUGCUCCUCGUUCUUCGUUCGACACUCUGAAUUCAUGCUGUAGUGUAAUUUUGUUGAUUGUUUCUUAUUUCGGUUCUCCGUUUGGGAUUUCGAGUGUGAGCUGGAGAAGCUGGAGUGUGUAAAAAUGAGUAAGACGAAAGUGCUAGUAUUCUUGGAUGUCUCAAUCGAUGGAGAUCCUUAUGAGAGGAUGGUUUUCGAGCUAUUCACUGAUGUUGCUCCCAAGACUUGUGAAAAUUUCCGCGCACUUUGCACUGGAGAAAAAGGUGUUAGUGUUAAAACCGGAAAACCACUACACUAUAAAGGAACAUUUUUCCAUCGUAUUAUUGAAGGAUAUGUGGCUCAGGGAGGGGACUUUCUUAGGAAAGAUGGUAAAUGUGGGGAAAGUAUAUAUGAUGGAAAGUUUCCAGAUGAGUCCCCGAAACUGAGACAUGAUGGCCCUGGUUUGUUAUCUAUGGCUAUUGCUGAUCGUGAUGAGCGAGGCUCUCUCUUCAGUAUCACCUUUAAGGCUGAUCAUCACCUUGAUAGGAAAAAUAUUGUCUUUGGUAAACUUGUGAAAGGACAUGAGGUGCUGAAGAAGAUGGAAAAUGUUGGUGAUGAUGAGGGAAAACCUACCGUGACUGUGAAAAUUGUCAAUUCUGGAGAACUAUGUGAUGAUAAAAAGAAGGGGAAUAAGUUGAAAAUGGGAAAGGAUGCAAUUGAUGAAUAUAAAAACGAGGUAAAACGCAAGGGGAAGCACAAGAAGUCAUCAAAGAAGAGGAGGAAAAGAAGAAGAUAUUACAGUUCUGAAUCUGAUAGCUCAUCAGAAAGCGAUACGGACUCUUCAGAAUCUGAUAGUGAGUCUGACUCAGAUGCUUCCUCCUUAAGUGACUCUAGCUCUUCAAGUGAUGAUAAGCACAAGAAACGAAAGAGAUCUAAGAGGGACAAACAUAGGCGUGGCAAGAGAAAGGAUAGGCGACAUGAAAAGCGACGAAAGAGGCGAGAUAAAAAGUCAAAACGUAAAUCUAAAAGGAGUAGUGUUUCUGAUAGCGAGAACGAGAUUAAAUCUGGAAGUAGCUCUCAAGAUGAUGCUGCAGUUGGUGCUUCUGAUGGGAAGUAUAAACCCUCUGGAAAUCAAUCGCCUCUUGCGCGAGAGAAUUCAAAAGUUAAUCAUAAAAAAGGGGAGGCAGACUUGUCUGACAAGGAAGAGGGUGAGUUCCCAAGGGAAAAUGGAGACCAUCAAAGUAAUGGAACUGGAGUAGGAAUCGGAUCUGACAGAGCUGCUGAUAGGCACCCUGAUGUAUUGGAUGAUCUUCCAAGCAAAUCUAGAAGUCGAAGCUUAAGUCCUAGAAGAUCCAUGAGUAAGAGCAUGAGCCUCAGUCCCAGAAAUGCUGGCAAAAGUCCUAUUGUUGGUGCAAAAAAGAGCAGGAGUAGGAGUCCUAGUGGCAGUAGAAGCCCACAAUAUUAUGGCAGCAGCAGGAGUCCAGCACGGAGCAACAGGAGGACUGCCAGCGUGAGCCCACCAGCUAGGUCUCAUUCUCAACAAAGUCGUAGUAGAAGUAGAAGUGCCACCGGUUCUCCGCAAAGAGGAAGAGUGGCCCAGAGCCCGGCAAGAACCUCAUCCAGAAGAUCACCAUUGAAAUCAGUUAGUCGCAGUCCUGUGAGAUCUUCUCGGCGAAGUCCAAGCAGGAGCUCGGGCAGACCUUCUCGAAGGAGCAUAAGCAGGAGCCCAGUUCGAUUGACCCAUAGAAGUGUCAGCAGAAGCUCUGGUAGGGUCCCCGUUAGGAGAAGCCCUAGUCCAGGUCCAGCCAGGGCACCUAGAAGGACCAAUCGCCGCAGCUUCUCAGGGAGUCCAGUAAGCGCAGGCCACCGGGCUAGGUCACCUGUCUCUGAUCGUCGUAGGAGCUCGUCGAGAAGUCCUUCUGUUGAUGGAUCACCUAAACGCAUUAGAAGAGGAAGGGGAUUUAGUGACCGAUACUCAUUUGUCCGGCGAUACCGGAGUCGCUCUCCUGAACGGUCUCCUAUUAGGUAUCGUUAUGGUGGUAACCGUGACCGAUACUCAAAUUACAGAAGGUCCCCUAGGCGUUUCAGGAGCCCGCCUCGAGCCAGAACACCCCCAAGAUACAGGGGUAGGAGAAGUAGGACCCGCAGUCCGAGUCCCUCUCGAAGUCCAGUACGCUACCGUGGCCGUCGCUACAGCCGCAGCCGGAGCCCUGUUCGCAGUCGGUCCCCUGUGGAAAGGUACCGUGGCUCACCACCACGUCCUGAAAGGCGGAGGUCACCUUCCCCAAGCAGGAGCCCAUCGGCAUCACGAUCACCACGGGUUUCAGAAUCUCCAAAGCGCGUGGAGAAGGGUAGCUCCAGGUCGUCGUCCGGUAGCCCCCCUCGCAAGACAGGCCUGGUGUCCUACGGCGACGGCUCCCCCGAUUCCGAUCGCGAUUGAUUUCGAGUUGCUACGUUGUGUGAUCUCGAGUUAAUUAUACAAGUAGUUUGUUGAAAUAUUGGGAACUCGUAGCGAUACUUAAAGAAGGCUAGCUAGCGUCUUGUGUGUAUGGAACAAAUGGUAUUUCUAGACUUGAGCUGAAGAGAUGUGGGCUUUAAAUGGGAAACAAUCUCUCUAUGUCGAAACUGUUCAAUUUUUGCCCAAUGUUAGGAAAUUGGAAGUCUUUGUCAUUGCUAA
Salvia miltiorrhiza (redroot sage) is the source of this 2892-nucleotide messenger RNA. Its product is annotated as peptidyl-prolyl cis-trans isomerase CYP95-like. The transcript has 14 exons. Gene Ontology annotation, molecular function: peptidyl-prolyl cis-trans isomerase activity. The record is from RefSeq and is a predicted model, not a curated record. Lineage: Eukaryota; Viridiplantae; Streptophyta; Magnoliopsida; Lamiales; Lamiaceae. The coding region runs from base 361 to 2655 and encodes 764 amino acids. Gene Ontology annotation, biological process: protein peptidyl-prolyl isomerization.